This is a messenger RNA of Chaetura pelagica (chimney swift), 699 nucleotides long. RefSeq names its product homeobox C6 (gene HOXC6). Gene Ontology annotation, molecular function: RNA polymerase II cis-regulatory region sequence-specific DNA binding; DNA-binding transcription factor activity, RNA polymerase II-specific. Gene Ontology annotation, biological process: anterior/posterior pattern specification; regulation of transcription by RNA polymerase II. The transcript is spliced from 3 exons. The record is from RefSeq and is a predicted model, not a curated record. The annotation marks the transcript as partial. Gene Ontology annotation, cellular component: nucleus. Lineage: Eukaryota; Metazoa; Chordata; Aves; Apodiformes; Apodidae.
AUGAAUUCCUAUUUUACAAACCCAUCUUUAUCCUGCCAUCUCACCAGUGGCCAAGAGGUGCUUCCCAACGUAGCCCUCAAUUCAACUGCCUAUGACCCUGUCAGGCAUUUUUCUACUUAUGGAGCAGCCGUUGCUCAAAACCGGAUUUAUUCUUCUCCUUUUUAUUCACCGCAAGAUAAUGUUGUGUUUAGCUCCAGCCGAGGACCUUAUGACUAUGGAUCUAAUGCUUUUUACCAAGAAAAAGACAUGCUUUCUAGCUGCAGGCAAAAUUCUAUGGGACAUAAUACACAGACAUCAAUCGCACAGGAUUUUACCAGUGACCAAAACAGGAACACUUCGCAAGAACAAAAAACUAGCAUUCAAAUAUACCCCUGGAUGCAGCGUAUGAACUCCCACAGUGGAGUGGGUUACGGGGCCGAUCGACGCCGGGGCCGUCAAAUUUAUUCCCGUUAUCAAACCUUGGAGCUGGAAAAAGAAUUUCACUUCAACCGCUACCUGACCCGAAGGAGGAGGAUCGAAAUCGCCAACGCCCUUUGCCUGACGGAACGACAGAUCAAGAUCUGGUUCCAAAACAGGAGGAUGAAGUGGAAAAAAGAGAAUAAUUUGAGUUCGACCCUCUCCGGAGCUGGGGGGGGGGGAACGAAGGAAAGAGAGGGAAAGAAGAAGGAAAGAAGAAAAGAGAGGGAAAGAAGAAAAGAG